AAGUCAUUUGAUGAAAAGUUUAUUCGAAUGGACACAAAGAGGCUCUGUGAGUUGACAUCUGCCGUUGACAGCCUUCAGUUGAAGCCUUUAGUUGAUCUAACUAGUCGUGCUCUUGCACGAAUUAUUGAAGGGAAACCCCUGAGGAGAUACGUGAGAUUUUUCAUUUGCCUGAUGAUCUUACUGAGGAAGAGAAGUUAGAGCCUUUAAAAAACACAACUGAUGACC
Messenger RNA from Rubroshorea leprosula, 225 nucleotides. The record is from the annotation of a GenBank genome assembly. NCBI's taxonomy places the organism in Eukaryota, Viridiplantae, Streptophyta, Magnoliopsida, Malvales, Dipterocarpaceae.